Messenger RNA from Sinocyclocheilus anshuiensis, 1414 nucleotides. RefSeq names its product plasminogen activator inhibitor 1 RNA-binding protein-like. The record is from RefSeq and is a predicted model, not a curated record. Gene Ontology annotation, cellular component: cytoplasm; nucleus. The coding region runs from base 130 to 1269 and encodes 379 amino acids. Lineage: Eukaryota; Metazoa; Chordata; Actinopteri; Cypriniformes; Cyprinidae. Gene Ontology annotation, molecular function: mRNA 3'-UTR binding. The transcript has 8 exons.
GAGUCCCGGAUGUCUUUUACGCCGGAAGAGAAGCGCGAGUCUUUUCCAGCCAUCUUGUGGCAUCUCGCAGCGCAGUGCUCGCUCAAGCCCCGUAGAAUCGGAGGAGAAUCCUGCUGAAAGGGGGCCAUCAUGCCCGGACAUCUGCAAGAAGGUUUCUGCUGUGUCGUAACCAAUCGGUUCGAGCAGCUAUUUGAUGAUGAAGAGGAUCCGUUUGAGCUGUUAAAGCAGGCAGAAAAGAAGGACGCGACCGCUCCUGGUGCCGCCAAGACCGCAGCGCAGGCUGCAAAGCAGUCCAAAAAGGAGUCACAGAAAGAAAGAAGGAACCCAGCUCCCGAGAAGAAGGAAGAGACACAAGCUCCCGUUCCUCUCAAGAAAGAUGGCAUGAGGAAAAUGGGCCGCCGACCGGAGCAGCAGGGUCAGCCAGGAUCCCAGCCGCAGGGAGGUCAGGGGGAGGGUCGUCCACCAGCCGACAGGCGACCUGACAGGAGGCCACCACGUGAACGACGCUUUGACAAACCCGCUGAUGAAAAACCUGAUGAAGGUGGAGAAUUCUCAGUGGAAAAGUCUGUCAGUGACAGGCCGUUCCGGGGUCGUGGAGGUGCCAGAGGAGGACGCGGAGGCCGGGGCAGAGGUGUUGGCAGGACUGACGGCUUUGACUCUCGCGGCAAACGCGAGUUUGACAGACACAGCGGUAGCGACCGAUCCAGCCUGAAAGAGGAAAAACGUGGAGGGAGUGGAUCUCAUAACUGGGGCACUGUUAAGGAUGAGUUGAGCGAGCUUGACCAGUCAAAUGUCACUGAGGACACCCCUGAAAGAGAGGAGCACCCACCUGCUGACUCGGAGAACAAGGAGAAUGAGGUUGAGGAGGUUAAAGAAGAUGGUGCUAAGGAGAUGACUCUGGAUGAAUGGAAAGCCCAGCAGAGUAAAGAGAGAGCCAAAGUGGAAUUCAACAUUCGUAAGGCCAAUGAGGGAGCCGAUUGGAAGAAAGGAUACGUUCUGCACAAGUCUAAGGCUGAGGAUGCCUCUGCUGAUGAUGCCGCUGGGGAUCACCACUUCCGUAAACCAGCUAAUGACAUUACAUCUCAGCUGGAGAUUAACUUUGGGGACCUGGGCCGCACAGGACGUGGUCGUGGAGGACCACGAGGUGGCAGAGGAGGCCGUGGAGCUGUUGCUGCUACCAGGCCACCUCGCGAACGCAGGCCAGACAAGGCCGGUGGAGUGUCUGUCCCUAACGUGGAUGACCCAGAGGCUUUCCCAGCCCUGGCUUAAGCUGCCAGACGGCACGCUCUGCUCACCCAGGAGGAUCACUCCUCCACGGGUCCUUGUCUACGAGGCUUGCAUGCUAAUGGAUCCUUCAGCAGAUGAAAUGAUGGAAGACUGUCAUCCAUGCCAUUCACCCCCGAGGACUGAUUUU